Molecule: messenger RNA, 4244 nt
Organism: Colias croceus (clouded yellow)
Lineage: Eukaryota; Metazoa; Arthropoda; Insecta; Lepidoptera; Pieridae
Product: peroxidase-like
Exons: 13
Coding region: 193-2586 (797 amino acids)
Biological process (GO): response to oxidative stress
Molecular function (GO): peroxidase activity; heme binding
Source: RefSeq, a predicted model, not a curated record
UCGAUCGCACGGCACGGUGAACGCGGCAAAGUUUCAGUGCAAGUUUGGCAGUAGAGGUGAAAUUGGCAUCUCUGCCAAUCUAAUGGAACAUCGUUCCUUCGAGCAAGUUUCAGCCGCGGUAGUCCUACACAAGUCAAACAUUCGCCACAAACGUGAUAACUGUCGUAAACAACAAAUCCUACUAUUGCUAUUAUGUUGUUUAAACGGAUCAUCGAAGGAAAGUCGAUGUUGAACGCUGAUGUUAAGAAGGAUAAGACUCCAGAGAAAUGUUCUCGAAGGAAAUCGGAAUGCGACGGAUGUGGAGAGCAUUCCACUAUUCUAGAGGAAAUGAUGAAGAUGGUGCUACUAGGUGUUGUGUUGUGGGCAGGAGUGACUUUUGGGAGUCAUGUCGCACCCUACCCGUUGAACCUGAUCGUAACCACAGAAUUCAUUCAUCCACCUCCGAUGUAUGAUUUUCCGUUUCCAAGCGCCGACAAUUUGAAGAGAUUGCCGCCUGUCACAGCAGUGCAUACCAACAAGUCGAUAAACUUCAGUAAAAUGUCGAUAGCGAUGCUCGAGCGCUUGGAGGACAACUUAGAGGCGUCAGGAAUCAAGCCUCAGCCAGGAUCUGCUGCUCAAGGAUUGGCCAUCGCUGGUUUCCCGUGUAGUGACGCAAUGAGAUAUGAAAAGUCAUCAAUGACCAUUUCAAAAGCAUCUCAAAAUUUAGUGUGGACUCGUUGUACAAGAUACGGUUUGGCGCACGAUGAGUGCGCGAGCUUCAUAAGCACCCUGAAUUUACGGGAAAGUGAAUUUGGAGGAGAAUGCGCGCAGUUAGAGAGGUUCACCUGUCGCACGAAUAAGAUGUCGUCCCGUUAUCGCACCUUUGAUGGUUCCUGUAACAACCCAGUGAGAUCGUCCUGGGGCCAGGCGCUUACGGGAUACAAGCGCCUCCUCCAUCCUAGAUAUGCUGAUGGUAUUGAAGAGCCACGUCGUGCCUUAAGCCACAAGGAGCUGCCUUCAGCUCGUCUCGUGAGCAACAAAUUAGCCAGUAACUUGGAUGUACCGAAUGAAAAGAAGACCAUCGCUUUGGCGGUGUGGAGUCAAUUUGUUUAUCAUGACAUGGUUCAUACGCCUGUGAGGAAAACAAUUCACACCGACCAAACAAUCCGUUGCUGUGACACCACGGGGCUGGGUCUGACCCCACGGUACUUACAUCCCAGUUGCAUGCCAAUCUCCGUACCAGAUGAGGAUCCGUUCUUCAAAAACAAAUAUGUCACUUGUAUGGAGUACACGAGAUCGGUCACUACGUACAGAGGGGACUGCACUUUCGGAGCUGCUGAACAGAUGAACCAAGCCACCCAUUUCCUUGAUGGUUCCCACAUUUACGGCACAAACAGUCGUGACGCAGCCGCUCUAAGGGAGAAGACUGGAGGCUUGUUGAAAACUUCCAAUGUUGAUGAUGAAGAACUGUUGCCUUUGGUCUCCAACCCACUUGAAAAGUGCCUUGUCAAUAGCAAUGACGCUGCUUGUUUUAAUGCUGGUGAUGUCCGUGCAAAUAUGCACCCCUGGUUGACUGCUAUCCACGCUUUAUUCGUCCGAGAGCACAACAGAAUCGCUAGGAGUCUAGCCGUUCUGAACCCAGGCUGGAAUUCGGACAAACUGUACCAUGAGGCUAGAAGAAUUGUGGUUGCUGAAAUGCAGCAUAUUACGUAUAAAUACUGGCUACCUGCUCUCACUGGCAAGUCAUUCGACGAGCUAUACGACAGCUACGACGUCGGCUACAACUCCGACAUCGACCCGACAAUCACCAACUCCUUUGCAACAGCGGCCUUCCAUUUCGUCAACAGUCUCUUCGAUCAGGACAUUGAACUCGUGGACGAUGAUAAUGUGACGUCAUCACGGCUAGCUCUACACUAUUUCAAGCCAGAGCUGGUGGCGAAAAAGGGUGGGAUCGAAAAGUUACUACGCGGAAUGACCAGUCAGAUGUCGCAGGGAUUGGACUUCAACUAUGAUGAUGAUUUACGUAACGAAUGGCUGGGCGGUCUCGACGUGUUAGCUGUGGACGUGCAGCGCGGCAGAGACCACGGGAUCCCCGGGUACGCGCAGUUCCGAUCGCUUUGCGGCUUGCCGGUGGCUACUGCGUUCUCACACCUGAAUGAUGUUAUUCCGCAAGAGACCAUAGACAAGUUGUCAGCAGUAUACGAGCAAGUUGGUGACAUCGAUCUAGUUGUAGGAAUGAUGGCGGAGACACCUCUCGCCGGCUCCUUGAUAGGACCCACCGCCACUUACUUGAUACGCGAGCAGCUCUGGCGCACGCGUUCCGGCGACCGGUACUUCUACUCGCACACGCACGAGGCGGGCAGCUUCAGCAAGCGGCAGCUGGCCGAGCUGCGGCGCGGCUCGCUCGCGCGCCUGCUGUGCGACAACCUGCGCCUCGCUGCGGUCAGACGCGACGUGUUCCAUGUGGGAAGCCCAAUCGUCUCUUGCGACGAAAUUAAGAAAGUGAAUCUCGAAGCAUGGCAAGACCCCGCACAGCAGCCGGACAUUUUGACACGUACUAAUAAAUGGAUCAAAAACAAAGUUGCCAGCUCCAAUUCUACCAAGUAGACUGAAUAGAUUUAAAAUAUUAUUAUACUUACGUCAAUAAAAGUAAAAAUGACAGAAAAUCUAAAAUGUGUUCCGUAAAUGCACUCAUACUUUCGCCUCGAUUUUGUCAACUAAAACCAACGACGAUUAGAACCAAGAUUAGAACCAAUAAUUCUUAUGUCAUAUUUUGACAGCGACGCGACGUCCCGUUGUGUUAAACUAUUCUUAGUUCAUAUUAUAGUAACAGGAGUAAAGUUUUGUUAUAUUCAGUAGAAAUACCGAAUUUAUUUUAUAACUUAUAAAACAGAUCGAUAAAUUGGUUAAAUAUUGAAAUAGUGUUGCAAAUGUAAAUUAUUUAAUUAAAAAUUUAAUCAAGCACAGAUACCUAACUACAUAUUCUAUAAAAACCACCACAGAUAAAAAUAUAUACCUACGCAUUUAGAUAUUAUAAGAUUUUGGUUGUGUGAAUGAGUUUUAAAAUGACAAUAUGAGUAGCUUGAUUCUUAAAAGUUAUUAUAGUACUUUAAAAGCAUUUACACUCGUACCGGAAUAAGUUGCAGUAUUUUAGUUAGGUUAUAAUUAACCACGUUGAUCGAACUUGGAUCGAAAUUAUCCAAGUUUCUGUCCCUUGUGGACGCCAUGGAAAGUGGCUGUGAUAACGUGUGUAACAUAGCAGUGUAGUUAAGACUAAGUUUUUCUAGAUUCAUAUGUUAAAAGAUCUAGAAAACUCAAUGUAUGCGUCUUCUACUACCUAGUUAGUGCUUUUUUACAGGGAACAAGAUGUUCUCUCAGGGUUUAGAAAAUAGACGAAAUUGUUACAUGGCAAUACUUAGAUUGUGAGAAAUACAUAAUUAUUGUAAACCAAUUAUCGCCCUAUUUCUACUUCCUGGGAUGUUUAUUGUCGACAGUGGAGCAUAGACAAUUUUUUUUAAUCGCAGAUUCCUAUUUUAAAACUUCAUUUAUUAAUAAUAAUGUCUUUGCACAAAAAAAUGUUACAUGUUGAGAUUUAUUUUUAGCACAAAAUUUCGUAUCUUUUGAGACGCUAUAAAUUUAUACUGAAAAAAUGCUAUGAUAUUUUGGCUGUGUUUGUGCGUUGUACGUUUAAUCCGUUCUUUACGUAUUAUUAUAAUCUAUUAUCUUAUUACCUUUUAUUUACGUGUUACUUUUAUUUCUAAAAUAGAAUUUGCUCGAAUUACAAAUAAAGACGUAAAAGUUUUUAUAAAAAACAAUAAAAAAUUUGUACACAUGAAUUAAAUUACAUUUCAAGUGUAUGUCGAUUACCAAAGACUGUUUUAAAAUUAAUUAAUAUUAUUUUGUAAGGAAAUUUAAUUAUAAAAAGUUGAAGAUAAACCAGUUUGAUUUGAUUGAAUAUUAAUUUCCAAUUUUUACAUGUAUUAAUUAAUAAUAUGUGGAGAAUAGAGCGAUAAUUCCUCUUUCUUUUCUGUCUUUCCCUUUUAUUUUGAAUCUGUACUCUUAAUCUUAAGAUAUUAUGUUAUAUUGAUUGAAGAUUGAAAAAAAAUGUACUCCCAAAUGUAGGCAAUAGAAUUAUAAUUUAUAAUUUGAAUGUUGUUUAAAAAUGGAAGACGUUUUUUAUGUAAUCUCGUCCGUCUGAAAUCAGGGUUUGUAAUUUAAUUUAUUUCUUUUUGUAUUUGACAAUAAAUCUUAUUUAUCAACAGCCA